AGUUCGAAAGCACUCGAGUGAAAGAGUCAAGUAGUUUUAGGGUGAUCGCGGUGUAGUGAUUCGCGUACGGAGAUUUUUCGGUAAGGAUCGCGCGAGUGAUCGUGGGGGGUGGGUGUUGUUGUGGUGAUUUCUGGACGACUGUUCCAGAAUUUCGACGAGCGAGUGCUGCUGAAGAUCGCGAUCCUCCAUUGCGUUGAUGAGUGACAGAUCGAUUACGGAUAACCGGGGGGAGAAAUUCCAGCGGGGAGUCGCAGCCGAAGAAACCGGAUUUUUGGCAUUUCGAGGAUCGCUGGGGUCAGGCGACGACCGCGUAGAGAUGCUGUGACUGCUGACAGUGUAAUCACCGAUGUGUGUUGAAGAGUUGCAGUGAUUGCGGAAAUUACCGUGUGUCCAAAGGGAAGAGUGGUCAUUUUGAAAUCGUGAAGUUCUGCUGCAAAGAAGAAAGCUUGGAAGCCAAAGUGAGUGAUGGUCAAAAUAAACGCGUUUUAAAAAUAUUUUCGUGACGUCUGAAACGCGUUGGAUGAAUCUCGAAGCUAGGUUGAAGUGAGAGGAUGCUGGCGAUCGUGUUUGGGUAAAUUUCGGAUAUUACGUAGUCCAGACCGGCUACGCCAUGUACUUCCUCCGGUUCUGCCAGCUGCCGGAGUCGGCCUGUAUUGGAGGAGGAGGAGGUAGCGGUGGAGGUUGUGCCUAUACCAAGAUCUACGAAGAUGUCGAUCUAAGACACAGGCCCAACGCCACUAGUCCUCAACAGCAGCAGCAGCAACAACAGCAGACGACAAGCACCCAGAACCAGCAGCAGCAGCAGCAGCAGCACAACACCCUGUCACGUCGCAACUCGACCGGAAGCAGCGUGCUGAACGGCGGCAUGAACAGCCAUACGGCGGCCAUCAAUCUGCAGUCGUCCGCCGGGCAAUCAGUGGCAGUGGUCGGCCAUCACCGGGGCUUCUCGUCGACGGUGGUGGCGGCAGCGAACUCGGCCGCGGCCGCCGGCGACUGUCCAUGGUUCAUGCCGCACCAGAUUCCCCCGCAGGCCCCGGCCCGGCAGCACAAACGGCCCGCGCCCCAGCCCGGCGUUGGCCACGGCGGACUGAUGCCACAGCCACCGCAGUUUAUUAACCCGCCGCCGGCGCCCCAGCAGCAGCAGCAGCAGCAGCAACAACAGCAGCAGAUGCCACCACCGCAAUUACCUCCACACAGUAACAAUCAAAGUCUAAAUUCCAUCCACCAGCAGCAACAGCAACAAGUGCAACAUCACCAGCAGCCACCCCUACCACAGCAGCAGCAGCAGCUUCACUCCGUCGGCAUGGUCCCGUCGACGGCUCACCACAUACCAAAAUCCCCGAACCAGCAUCCGGUGAAUCUGCAACAUCCGGCGGUCAACCAGCAGCAGCAUCCGGCCGCACCGAAUCUCAUGUCCGCGUCGAUGAACAGCGUCCAGUUGCAGAACCACAUCCAGCAGCAACCGCCAUCGAUCAGUUCACUUCCGCCGCACCCACAGCAGAUUCCACCCCCGCAGCAGCAGCAACAGCAGCAGCAAGUGAUGUCCAACUCGAUGCACAGUCAAAUUGGUCUCCCAUUGACGGCGGUGGCAGCGGCCAGUGUGGUUGAUGGUGGAAGUGGUGGGGCCACGGGAGGAUCGGCAGGACCAAGCAGUUGGAGUAGCAGUGCUGGGGCGGUAGGGGGAGUUGGGGCAGCUGGGGCGGCGGCCUCACUUUCGCCAACUGCGGCGGCAGCGUCCGCCCAGAGGAGGGCAGAGUUGAACGCGAAGCUGAAUGCGAUGCCAUGGUUCCACGGGCGGAUAAAGCGCGAGGAGGCGGAGAACCUGCUGCGGCCGCGCGAGGACGGUCUGUUUCUGGUGCGCGAGUCGACCAACUUCCCCGGCGACUACACGCUGUGCGUGUGCUUCAACGAGAAGGUCGAACACUACCGGAUCAAGUACGCGGAGAACAAGCUGACGAUCGACGAUGACGAGUACUUUGACCACCUCGGCCAGCUCGUGGAGCAUUAUACGCUGGACUCGGACGGACUGUGCACGAAGCUGAUGAAGGCCCUGCCCAAGGAGGAGUUUUGCGUCAAGGACUUCCAGGACAACGGCUGGGAGAUCAAGAUGGAGGACCUGCAGCUGAAGGAGAACAUCGGCAAGGGCGAGUUUGGGGACGUGAUGCUGGGCAUCCUGAAGGGCGACAAGGUCGCGGUCAAGGUGCUCAAGGACGCCGCCCGGGCAUCGAACAAGUUCCUGGCCGAGGCGGGCGUUAUGACAACCCUCGAGCACGAAAACCUGGUCAAGUUCAUCGGGCUGGUGUUCCACGACAAGUACAUCUACCUGGUGACGGAGUUCAUGAGCAAGGGCUCGCUGGUGGACUACCUGCGGUCGCGUGGCCGGCAGCACAUCACCCGCCGCGAUCAGAUCAACUUUGCAUUUGAUACCUGCUCGGGCAUGGAGUACCUGGAGCUGAAGAAGGUCAUCCACCGGGAUCUGGCCGCGCGUAACGUCCUAAUCUCGGAGGAGUGCGUCGCGAAGGUGUCGGACUUUGGGCUGGCGCGGGACGAGCGGUACACGGCGGACAUCAGCAAGCUGCCGAUCAAGUGGACGGCGCCGGAGGCGCUCAAGGAGGGGAAAUUCUCCAACAAAACCGACAUGUGGAGCUUUGGAAUCUUACUGUGGGAGAUCUACUCCUUUGGGCGCGUUCCGUACCCGAGAAUUCCCCUGGCGGACGUGGUGAAGCACGUCGGCAGCGGCUACAAGAUGGAAGCGCCGGAGGGCUGCCCGCCCGAGAUCUACGAGAUGAUGCGCCAGGCGUGGGACCUGGUACCGGAGAAGCGACCCACAUUUGCGGAGCUAAAGCGACGGCUCGCCAUCUGCAAGCGGGAAACGGCCCAGACGUACGUGGCGUAAGUAAGUUCGCCGCAACAACAACAACAAAAACAAAAUCGCCAUUAUUUAUCGAUAGCUAUUAUCGUGAAGAACACGUGGGAGGGAGGAGGGCAGAACAAUAGGUAGAAAAGUAUGUCGAUACAAGAUUCCUUAAAGUGUGUGUGAGAGAGAGGGAUACUAACCAACAGGUAGAAAAAGCCCAAAAGUUUGCGUGCUAGAUUUUAGGUGAAUUGUACAGUUAGUUUUGUUUUUUUUUAUGUUUUAUAAAAAUCUACCCGACGAUCGUCCACGCGCGCAUUGCAAUUUUGGUACGUCCAGAUUAGUUCCAGCUUAUUAUGCAAACUUUUUUUUUCUUUGUUAAGGUAAUUAUUAUUUUUAUAAUUAUAAUUUCUGUUAUCUUAUCUGCUAGUAAGCUAGUGUAAACUUAUUUAAGGAAGAAAGAUGAGGAAGCAGUUUGUAAGAUAACAACAGAUCAUUGUGGAAUCAUUUGUGAGAGUGUACAUAAUAAAAAAAAACCAUCGUACCAAGCUAUCAUCAAUGCUCGCGUUAGCAGCGAAAGCAACUAAAAGUUUGCAAAACUAAAUUAUUCACUAAUUUCACAAAAGGAAAUCAAAAAAAAGUUAAACUGGAAUGUGUAAAAGUUCUUGUUUUCUUUUUUGUUCGUGUAGAUUAUCAUCCAGUAAUAUUUAAGAAGAAACGAGAAAAACACCCAGAAUAUUUAUUUAACCAUUAAACAAACUAAUAACAAAAGAAACUGAGUGUGAACCGGCAGCACAAUGCGUUCAUGGUCGGGGAAAGACAAUCAGCGCAGCUACAAAAUGUUUCGUUCAGAAUGUGAGGAUUUCAAUGUUUGUUUCUAUCAGUUUGCAGCUGUUGUUUUGUUACGACUUACUUUCAAUUCACACAUCACUCACAUGAACUAAUCCACCUUUUGUCUAACUCAACAUUGUCUGAAUAUUGGUUUUAUCGAAAGUUGAACGAAAAUGUUGCAAAAGGUUUAUUGCGAAUAGUCAAUUUCAACAAUUGAAUUUUUUUUUUGCUUCAAAUUUCAGUCUUGAUUCAAUGGUUCUAAUUUAACGUGUUUCAUAAAUUACGAACAUCUGUAAAGAAAUACUAGUUUUUCUGUGACCAAAAAAGGCGUGUUACUUCAUUAGUUGGUCCAUACAUGUCUGCAUACGAUCGAUCGAUUUGGUGUCUUCGGCAAAGUUGUAAGCAAACUGGACUCCAAAAAAAAUAUUACACUUUUUAAAAAAUGUGUUUAAUUCGUCUUUUUACUCGCAAGAAUUGUAUCAAAAUAAAAAAAAAUGCUAUAUUUCGAGCCAUGGCGCAUAUUUGUCAAAAAUAUUUUUUUUUCGAAAAGAACAUUAUUUUCGAAAACUGUGGAAAAGAAGCCAUGACCUGGCUUGAUCAUCCAUGAAAGUAUUUUUUUCCAAACGAUCAGAAAAUUUCCUCUAAAUUAACUGCAAAGAAAAUGAAAAUUGGAUCAAUGGUUGCUAAGAUACUGCCUCUGAAAGGGAAAUAAACAGGACAAAUGAGGGUUUCUCUACAUCACCAGCUUACAAAAAAAAUCAAAUUAUUCUUUUACAUUUGAUAAGACCCAAAAUACUAAUUUCUUACCGCAUGAUGAAAUCCAAUCUACAACCAAUAACAUAACCAAACUUUUCAGCACCCUUAGCAUACAUCAAAUCAGUACAAAUUUCUGACGGAUCUUUUUCCGGAUCUCCUCCGGAUCCGGCUGCAAUUUUGUAUGGUUUGACGUUUACGGGAAGAGUUGUCAAAAUGUAAACAAAUCACUUCGCCAUGGCGAAUACAAAAUGUCAAAACAUAGUUUUGACAGUUUCGGUGGUUGUCAUUUCGUCGUUUUCGUCUUGUCGCACGUGCAUUUUGGGCCAAAUUGAAUUGCGAACGCCAUUUUGUACAGCUCUCAACAAAAACCGAAAAAAAAAUCCGUACAGUGUUACCACUCUUCAUAUGAAAGAAGUUUCAAUCUUGUCGUGCUAUCUUGACACACCCUGAAAAUUGCUCUAAAUGCGACAAUUGGCCAAAAGGAUUUCAGGUCAGAACGCGUUUGACACACGUAUUUGCCCGACUACUGUAAACAUUUUUAUUUCUAUCUUGGGACUCCAGAAAGUUCAAACAAUCUUCGGGACAAUGCACAGAAUGGUCAGCCAAGGAAAACGUGUUUGUUAUUGUUUACAUUGCGUGCUACAUUUGUUGUUUAUUCAAGGUCAAAUUCAAACAUUAAAACGCGUUUUUGUCGGAACGUGAAAAAGCGACGUGCGACAAACAAAGCUUUCCAUCGUUGGAAUAUCACCAUUCAAAAUUAUUCCAAUCUCGUCACCCUCUUUCAAUAUCAUCAAAAUACCUUUUGUUCUAAAAACUACAGAAUUAAUGGUAAAAACUUUGUUUUUAUUUUAUUUUAUUUUUAACGUAAAAAAAACAAAAAAAAAAGAUGGACCUUAAACAAAACUCCACAAAUAUGUUUUUUAUGAUUUCAUUAGCCUAGUUAAUUUAUUGGUGAAGCCUUCAAACAAUCGAGUCUGGACUGUAUUUGAAAAUUAUUUAAGUUUCAUUUUCCAUGUGUUCCAUCAACAAAUCCUUCAAAUAUUCUGCACGCUAAUUUAGGUUGACACUUUUUCCGUGUUACUCUCAACUUUAGUUAAUACUGAACCCAAUCUUAAAUGAAUUUAACAGGUUGCUUUUUCUUCAGUUUUGGAAUAAUAUUUUUAAAGGAAAUCGCCCUUUUGAUCAAAUCUGAGGAAAGUUUUCGAAAAUAUCUCAUCAAUGAUUUUUUUGGAUGAGAAUUUUUUUACGCAAAUUUCUUCUUAGAUAAACAUCAGUAAUGAGUAUAAAAUUUAGUUUUUUCGCUCAGUCCUAAGUGAAAUUCACACGAUCUUGUUAGAAUAUACGUUGAUGCCAUCCUAAUCAUUACGAAUUAUUUGGGACACAAAUUGACUUCUUUUUUGCUUAAAAUAUGAAAAACUAAAUUUUUCUAGCAUUCGCAGUAACCUUUUGCAACAAAUCAGUUUGCAUUUUGAUCUACUUUUCGCACUGUCCUAAUUCUACGUUUUCUAACCAAACAACAACCAAGUUACACUUAUUUAUUCAUUUUUAUACUUAAAUACAUUUCAAAGCAAAGCAACGCGGGGUUGAGUAACAACAACACCCAGAAUCAGUUAAGCUAACCGCAAGGCAAAAAACCAACAACCUAAACUAGCAUUUGCAGCCACUACAAAAAUAAAGAAAAGCAGAAAUACGACACACAAACAAAACUAACGAUAUGAUAUUCAUAUUUGUAACUUAUCACACUGAAGAGACGAGGAAAAAGGAUUAAAAUCGCACGUGUUUGAUGAGUUGUGUAAAAAAGAAAACAAAACAAGAAGCUAGUUUUUAGUCGAAAGCGAGUACGGUAAAGCUAUUCAAACAGUCAUUUUUUAUAUAAAUAUGUAUAUCUAAAUCGAAUAUAUUGACAUUGUAUUGUGUAUUUGGCGCGUAAACCAUCUUAAACACACACUCGUAAAUAUCAUUGUGAAUUGAAUUGAAAGCAGUAAAAUUGUGAGUUGAUUAAAAUUUAAACAAGUAACGCAAAAAGCAAAAAUCAUCUAAAAAUAUACGAUUGUUAGUUCGUUUGUUUGAACGAGAAUGCGCGUGUACAAAGUUUUGUGUGAAUGCAUUUUUUUUAAUUAUUAAAAUUUGUGAGACGAUUUGGUUCAAGCACACUACUGUUUAAUAGAGGAAUUUUAAUAUGUUUUUAGCGCAGUAAUGAAGAAGAAGGCAGUUUGUUUUACACACGUAAUAAUAACUAAUUUUCCUACAAUGAGCGAGCGAAAGAAUAUUCCAACAUUACCAGAGAGAAGAAGUGGGAAGGGCAGGUUUGCUUCUGGUUGAUUUCUCCUUUCGGUUGAGAGACUAGAGUUCACAUUCGAUACCCUCCAUAUUUGUUGUUUAUUUCAUUUUUGUUUAGAGAUUAUUAUUGUUUUUAAUAUAUAUUUAAAAUUCGGUCUACCAUCACAGAAGGAAGAAAGAAAAUUUAGCAAAGGUUGCAAAAAUUGUACAGAGACAAAAGACAAAGUAAAAUUAACCAGACAGAAAGCUAACAAUUUACUCAAAGAAUAAAAAAAUAAACUAAAAAAAAGCAAAAGUACUUAACAUUUUUGGCUAAUAAAACAAAAACACAAAUCUAUCACUUUACUACUACUACUACUACAAAGAAAAAGAACCAAUUUGAAUUUCGACUUUCUACGCGGACUCUUUCCAAUUCGCGCUGACCAUUCCACAGCAGUUUCAGUAGAUUCUUUAAAAUGUUGACCCCGUGUAGAGAGGGAGCUAAUAAUUUGCCAUUUAUUUCGCUAUAGAAUCGUAGCGCGCGUUCAGUGAUGCCAAAAAGAGAAUUAAAGGUCGAAAUUUGCAGUAGUGCUUAAAUUCGCCACUCUCGCAGCAGAUUUAAAAAAAGAAGGAAAUAUCAUUAGCCAAUGAGUCAAAUGAAACAGAAAAAAGUAGCAAGUUUAGAAAAAACGAAAAUCCGCUUAUUUUAACGUUACAACCAGUUUUCACUCUAACUACAAUUCUGGAAAAUCGAAAAAAAGGAACAUUUAAAUUUUGAAAAACACAAAAUAUCAGCGAAACACACGUACGACAGUUCAAAAUAGAAAUCAGAAAUCGUAUCUUAAAACGAAUGAAAGCAGCCAAUUAAAGAGAAAGAAA
Molecule: messenger RNA, 7579 nt
Organism: Culex pipiens pallens (northern house mosquito)
Lineage: Eukaryota; Metazoa; Arthropoda; Insecta; Diptera; Culicidae
Gene: Csk
Exons: 9
Coding region: 611-2896 (761 amino acids)
Biological process (GO): protein phosphorylation
Molecular function (GO): protein tyrosine kinase activity; ATP binding
Source: RefSeq, a predicted model, not a curated record